This is a messenger RNA of Theobroma umbraticum, 579 nucleotides long. The record is from RefSeq and is a predicted model, not a curated record. NCBI's taxonomy places the organism in Eukaryota, Viridiplantae, Streptophyta, Magnoliopsida, Malvales, Malvaceae.
AUGAACAUCUUUGUAUUACGGCGUAAGACCGACCAAGAUUACUGCCUGAAGCCCUUCUGUUCCAUUCGCCAGUUUAAUGUCUUCCUAACUGUCAGUUCACUUCACCAAACCGACAAAGUAAAAGCAUAUUUUCUUAUUGGAACUCUAGCUGAGCUGAGAUUCUUCAAUCUAUCUACACUUCUUCUUGUGUCAUCAGGUCAUGUUGCUGAUGAUGGCGAGAGAAAGGCUUACAUCGUUUAUAUGGGAAAUGCUUUGAAAAGCAAAAGUCUAGCUGUGGAGCAUCACCAUGGCUUGCUUUCUGAAGUUACUCAAGAUGAGGAAGUUGCUCGACAGUCCAUAAUUCACAGCUAUGGGAAAAGUUUCAAUGGAUUUGCUGCAUAUUUGACGCCAGAUGAAGCUGCAAGAUUACGAGAGAAUGAAAAUGUGGUUUCCGUGUUUCCAAACAGUCAAAUGCUUCGGGGUUUUCCAGGAAUUUAUAUUGAUGCUCCAAGCUUUGAUGACAAAGGAUUUGGACCACCUCCAUCAAAAUGGAAAGGCGUCUGCCAGACAGGAGGCAACUUUACCGGCUGCAACAAGUAA